This is a messenger RNA of Danio aesculapii, 2226 nucleotides long. RefSeq names its product kit ligand b (gene kitlgb). Gene Ontology annotation, biological process: positive regulation of cell population proliferation; cell adhesion. The coding region runs from base 238 to 1041 and encodes 267 amino acids. The transcript is spliced from 8 exons. Gene Ontology annotation, molecular function: cytokine activity; stem cell factor receptor binding. Gene Ontology annotation, cellular component: plasma membrane. The record is from RefSeq and is a predicted model, not a curated record. Lineage: Eukaryota; Metazoa; Chordata; Actinopteri; Cypriniformes; Danionidae.
GUCCAUCCGCCCCCAUUCACAGAAGCGCUGCGGGGCGAAAUUGCGCACAGGCGUCGCGCUCUGAGCACGCCAUGCUCUCCAUCGGGACCGGAGGAGAAAAGACACGCCAAAACCACUGAUCCCGAUCCCGUCCUGUGAUUAUCUCCAGUCAGUUACAGGCGGAAACAUGCCUGCAUUCCGCUGUCAGGGGUAGCGAAGAAAGUAGGGAGACACGGCUGAUUUGUUUUUAAUAUUCCCAUGUUCCACAUGAGGGAGGUUAAGAUUGGAGAAAGCAUUUGUGUAUUAGUGUUGCUUUUUUCUGGGCUUGUGACCUGCUCAGGUGUUUUUGGGAGCCCUUUAACGGAUGAUGUGGCCACGUUAGAUACCCUGAGUGAGAAUAUUCCCAGUGACUACAGAAUACCUAUCAAGUUCAUCACAAAGGAUGUGGGUGGAGCUUGCUGGCUGCAUUUAAACCUGUAUCCAGUCGAAGGCAGUUUAAAAAAAUUGGCCAUUAAGUUUGGCAACCAGUCCACCAAUAAGGCGAACAUCACUAUUUUCAUAACAAUGCUGCAGGACUUUCGUUUCACUCUGAACAGUGAUGACCUGGAGGACAGAAUGCAAGCCUUCAAGUGCCACUACAGAAGGGAAAAGUGGCCGACUAGGCGUUUCUUUACCCAUGUUAAAUCCGUUCUUACAGUGGCCGGUUCCACAUUUGGUGACAUUCCUCCAUGCACACCUCCUCCUUGCCAGACCCUCGCAGCUCCUCCAUUCACACCAGGUCAAAGCAGACAGCAGAAUGGCAUGAACUCUGCGGUUCAUGGGCUCCUGGCGCUGCUCAUCAUCCCCAGUGUGGCUAUUCUAGUUCUCACUAUCCAAAUGGCAUUAGGAAGAAGAAGUCAUUGUGGAGCAAGAAUGCGUGAAGUUGAGCCUCACGAAGGAGCUGAGGAAAGCAGAAAUGAGCUCCAUGGUGGAGCUGCGCAGGAGGACCCAGCUUCCAGCUCCGCCAGUGAGCAAGACAGGGCGUGGCUGGAUUCUUUAGGGUGUGCAGACACAGAGGUCUAAUAAAAAAAAUGCAUGAGGGAAAGUCAAUGGAAACGCCAGUAUGCUCCGGAGUUAUGAAGGGAAUAUCCAGAACGGGAUGCUUUUAAGCCAUACCUGCUCACCAUUAAAACUUUGGGCUGAAGAGACCAAUCGUAACACGCGAUGAGCUUAACCAAUCAAUGAGGGUCUGUUAUUCCGGGAUGCCAUCCUAAAAAACAGCACGGGAAAACCUUUAUGAUUUCAUCCGGCAGGAAGUGCGGCUCUUUGAUGAGCUUCUUGCAGCGCCUGCGGCAGCUUUGUUGGCUUUGAGGAAAAAGCCACUGGUCCUGCAAGCCUCUGCGCGAGAGGAUAAAUGGCUUUUUUGUGCCAGAGCUCUUCAUUGCAUGAGGACGGCGGUUUAUGUUGCACCAGAAAACAUCUUUGGAACAGAGCACGGGCUUGUCUGGAAACACGUUUGAUUUAGAGCGUGAACAAGCGUGCCAAGAUUUUGGGUGUUUUGCUAGUCUUUUAUUUGAAUAUUCUGAUGAUGAUGAUAGAGGGGGAACCUGUUGUGUGUGUGUGUGCGUGUGUGUGGAAACGUGAGUUCCUGAGAUCUCUUUCGUUCACGCUUGUCAGUUCAAAUCUGAUUGGGAUUUGAUCUAAAGUAGUGGUCUCAUUCUCAAUUCCUGGAGAGCCGCAGCUCUGCAUAGUUUAGCUCCAUGCACCUCCAACUCACACCUUCUUAAUAGUCUCUAGUAGUCUUGAACACCUUGAUUAGUUGGAUCAGCUGUGUUUGAUUAGGGUUGGAGCAAAACUGUGCAGAGCUGCAGCCCUCCAGGAAUCCAGUUUUAGACCUAUGAUCUAAAUAGUUGACAGUCCACACUGUUGGGAUAUGAUUUGUGUGUGAAAUUUAAAAAUUUGAUGAAAUCCGAGAGCUUUCUCAUCAAAAAAAAAAAAAAAACGAACUAAAAUUGACUUUGUUUGCCAAUGUUUUCUCUUCUUGUCAGAGUGUGAGUUUACUACGGACAAUAUCAUGGCUGUUUCUCAAUUCCAAGAAUGUAGAGAAGGGACUCAUUCUUGUGGAGACCGUUCUUGCCAGGUCACCUUGGAAGAGCGAAUUCGGAAGACUGUAAGAACAUAGAACGCGUCCUGUGAGAAAUGAGAUGCAGAGUUCUUCCUGAUAAUCACGUGACCACGUUGACAAUUAUUUAAACAUUUACAGUAUUC